Molecule: messenger RNA, 2216 nt
Organism: Poeciliopsis prolifica (blackstripe livebearer)
Lineage: Eukaryota; Metazoa; Chordata; Actinopteri; Cyprinodontiformes; Poeciliidae
Gene: cd4-2.2
Product: CD4-2 molecule, tandem duplicate 2
Exons: 9
Coding region: 215-1147 (310 amino acids)
Biological process (GO): T cell activation; positive regulation of ERK1 and ERK2 cascade; interleukin-15-mediated signaling pathway
Cellular component (GO): external side of plasma membrane; membrane raft
Molecular function (GO): MHC class II protein binding; protein tyrosine kinase binding
Source: RefSeq, a predicted model, not a curated record
AAAACUCAGGCGUCAGCAGCAAACCCACUGAGAGCUGGGGUUCAGAUUGGCCUACAACUUUCCAAGUGCUGCUUUCUUUUCAGAGCUCUUCCGCCUUCCACACUUGCUGCAUCCUUGCACACUUGCUUCGAUGAACUGAACUACUGAGAGGAUGAAAAGAGGUUUUUACCCCCAAUAACGACAUUAAAGACAAAACAACAAACUUCAACUAAGAAUGAAGACAAUCGUCUUGUUUGGUUUGGUGCUGGGAGCGAUUUCUGCUGCAGGCAAAGUUUUUUUUGGAGAGGUUGGAGGCAAAGUCAAGCUAGAAUGUGGCGUCAACAGCUUCAGCAAUAUGGUGGACUGGCGUCAUGACGGGCUUGUCCUCAGAAUCUUCAAAAAGAAUUUUCCUUCCAAAGGACAAAGUAAAUUUCGUCAGAGGGUAAAGGUAAUAGAAGAGAUAAACAUGGAAAUCUCAGGGAUAAUUGAAAGCGAUUUUGGAAAGUUUACUUGUGCUGCAGAUGGUUCAAGUCAUGAACACGAUCUGAUCGUAGUUUCAGUCUCUGUUCCCUCUGGUCCUCUGAAGGUUGGCGCUGAUGCUACUCUGGAGUGUAAAACAAAUUCUGGAGUGUCAGGUCAAUUCAACCCUAAAGUCAAGUGGCAGAAACCCGAUGGUUCAGUUCAGAUCGAAACCAGAGUUGAGCUCAAACCCGUCGCUUCAUCAGAUAAAGGGAUCUGGUCGUGUGUAGUGUCCUGUAAAGGGGAGACAUUUGUUAAAAAUGUAACCAUCAAUGUGGAAGAAAAUGUUCCAAAAACAGCAAUUCCUACAUUAGUGGAAAAUCCCAAAUCCUCAAAUUCAGGAAAUGGGAAGAACUCCACUGGUGGCGUCAGAGGAUCUGGGGACCCUUUACUGCUGCUGGGCCUGGCUUGGUGGAUUUGGGCUGCAAUCGGAGCCGGAGGCCUGAUAGUUAUCAUCCUGAUCAUCGUCAUCAUUGUCGUGCACAAGAGGAACAAGAGAAGGAAGAAUAAAUUUCUGAGGAUGAAGAAAGCUCAGACACCAAAGAAGUACUGCCAGUGUGUGCGCCAAGCAGCUGCAGCAAAGCCGCAGCAAGGACGGCGGAGAGAGAAGCCGUCAGCCCUGCCGCUUCAACCUCUGCUGCAGGAGUGACAUGAAAGAGGGAGGAAGGAGAGAUAAAGAGAGAGAUGGAGAUAAAGAGAAGGAGUGAAACAGCAGAGGGUGAAUGUGGCAUGAAUGUAAAUGAACGUCUGAAUGAAAGUAUAAUCAAAUGUAACGCUGUCAGCACUUUGAGCUUUUUCAGCAAAUACUGUACAGGCGGUGAUUAUUGUAAUUUUAGCUUUAACAUGUAUUUUUUUAAAUGGUCUUAGUGAUAGCCAUCAUGCUAACGUUUGCAUUUCAGCUAAAAUGAGCUCAUUUUGGUGUAAAAGUACAAGCUAAUUGAUUUAAAGAUGCAGCAUUCAACUUUUAUUUUUAAAAAGGUUUUACUUGUUAAGAUUAUAAACAUGAUGUGACAAAAUGAACUAGUUGAUGAAAAGAUCGAUAUCCUCCACCUCCUCCCUGGACUGAUAUUGCCAUCUGAAGAAAAGCACCACUCCUGACCACAAAUAACCAAUCAGAGCCAGGAGGCGGGUCUCAGCGAUGUCAAUCAUGCUCAUGUACUCAACGUGCUAAAGGGGGAGAAACAACUUCACGUCACAGAAAAACUGUUUAUACACCAUCAUGAGUGGCUUUGCUAACAGGCUUUGCUAGCUGCAGAACAGCAGAAAGCAAGGGGAGAUGAGCACUGUCACAUGGAGAAUGAUUGACAGCACUAAGACCCGCCUCUGGGCUCUGAUUGGUUGUUUCCAGAUAUUAUAGGAGGAGGCAAAAGAGAUUUUUUUUCAUAGAUUUUCAGUCUCUAAAACUGUCACAACAUUGUGACAGUUUCAACAAAUAUGUUAAAUAUAUUUUUAUAGGUUACAUACUGCAGCUUGAAAGUUAAGACUUUUUUCCAACUGUAAUUGUUUCUGUUUCCUCCACCUUAAGAAGUUGCCAGCAUGUGAACAUUCAUUUAUUAAUGCUUGACGCCGACAUGUUUUAUCAUUUGAUAUGUGCUUCUUCAUUUAUAAACUUAUUGCCCUUUCUUAUUGCUGGUUGUAAAUAAAAGUAUUGAAGAUUUGCUUCAAACUAUUUUUUUUUGUAUUUUUAUUUCCAAUCAAUAAAUCAGGUGGGUUACCUA